This is a messenger RNA of Patiria miniata (bat star), 1328 nucleotides long. RefSeq lists its product as uncharacterized. NCBI's taxonomy places the organism in Eukaryota, Metazoa, Echinodermata, Asteroidea, Valvatida, Asterinidae. Bases 495 to 1328 code for a protein of 277 amino acids. The transcript is spliced from 5 exons. The record is from RefSeq and is a predicted model, not a curated record. Gene Ontology annotation, biological process: regulation of apoptotic process; signal transduction. Gene Ontology annotation, molecular function: protein binding.
AGCGAUUCACGGUCUUGCACAGACCCGCCAUGGUGUUGGACUAUAAACAAGACACUCGUGCAACGUACGGCAACUACUGAAGCACAUGCUACUCAUCUGGACGGCCAUUGGCUGAGACUUUAUCCGUCAUCGUUACGUCACUUGCAUAAUUAAACUUUCUUUCGAACAUCGCGCUCACUUGUGUGUAUAGUUUUAAUUUGCCGGAGCUAUUUCACGCAGGUAUUUCACCGUACGGAGCUUUUGCAAGCGAAUCGCUCGCCACCUCGUCUGAUUUGAAUGGAGCUUGCAAUCCUUGCUUUGAAUUGUGAUUUGGGGAAUUCAAAAGUCGCCGCUCUAUAGGAAGCAUUGAGCCGAUCAACAAAAUCUAAGCCCCACACUAAUCUAAAACUGAAGACUCAAAACAGAUACUUGAUGUACAUGUAGUUAGUGGAACGGCCGAGUGAGACUUGCCUCACGAACUUGUUCGUGUAGUGCGAACAUUCAGGAAUAAAAACAUGAGCGAAACGCCGAUGGACACGGACGCUCCGGAUGACUUCGAGAAAAAGAAAAAGGAGAAAGAGGUGGAGGAAUGUCGCCAGUUGCUUCAGAGCCACAAACCCUCCCUGAUCAGCCAGGUUAUGUCCCUUGACAUGCUCCUGCACUUGAAGGAACACGUGGUGGUGGACAAGGACAAGGCCAAGGACAUACGGCGCCAGGGUAGAGGCCACAACCGAGAGAUCAACCAGGCUAUCCUUGCCGAGCUGAUGACACGGGGCACCAGGGAAUUCGAGGUGUACCAGCUGGGGCUGCGCAAGAUGAACCUGAACUUGCUGGCGGACUUGCUGGAACAGAAGCACUUCACAAAGAUGAUGCACGUCUUUGAGCCAGUCUCCAAGGGUCUAGGACACCACUGGAAGCACCUGUCGGUGGAGCUGGGCAUGGCCGGCAUCGUGCCCAAGAUUGAGUCCAAGUACGUGAGGGUCCGAGAGCAGGCCCUGUACUUCCUGUUGGUCUGGGAGGAGACGGCCGGCAUAGGGGCAACCAUCAACCGGCUGGUGGAAGGGUUGGAGCUGUGCGGGAUGAAGCAGAUUGUCUUGUACGUCAAAAAGGUGAUUCAAGGGAAGAAUGUCAAGAAAGGAAAGAAGAGAAAGAAGGGCUCAGGUAAUAAAAAACAUUUCUUAUUUUGUUCCAAGACUUGGGGGAAAAAGAAGAAUAAGAGGUUUCAAAGAAUAAAAAGGGAAAAGUCGAGCAUCGACCGGCACCAGGAGGUAACCUAUGCUGGGCAUCAUUCACUAAAAAUGAAGCUGGUUCAGAUCAACAUGGAAUGUUUCUACAGUGUGGAACCAUAG